AUGAGUAUCGUCGCUUAUAUGAAAAUAAUUUUAUUAGCUAUAUUAGCUAUAAGUGCGUUCAAAAACUAUUCAAUUGAAUUCAAAAGUGUUAAUUUUCUCCUUCGGUUGUUUUUGUUGGAUUUUUUUGAUGAAAUUGGCCGUACUUUGGAUGCAAACAGUGAUCGUAGGCUAAUCUUUGGUUCUACUUGUGUCAGUCAACUAUGUAAGGAAAGUAGUGAAUUUAGCUUAAAAAAUUUACUAGGUUUACUAGGUUUUGCAUUGUUUGAAAUGGCUUACCGCUUUUUCGAAUGGAAUUCCUUCACCAUGGAAGCUGUUGAAGUGCCAAAUGGAUUUUGUUUAAUGGAUUUUGUUUUACGGCGACUAGCAUAA
Messenger RNA from Dracunculus medinensis (Guinea worm), 369 nucleotides. Lineage: Eukaryota; Metazoa; Nematoda; Chromadorea; Rhabditida; Dracunculidae. The record is from the annotation of a GenBank genome assembly.